AUGACAGUCAUCGCCGGGCCGACAACCUCUAAGCAGCCAUUGGACUGCACAUUUGAUCCUAUUAAUUUAUUUAAAAACAACAGUUUUUUUUUUGGGUUGGCGAAUACAGAUACCCAAGUCUCGAAAUUUGAGCUUACAGAAGUAGCUGCAAUGAUAUCGUUGAGAUCAAAUGAGGCCGAGAAACGUAAGAAAGCAGAGCGAGCGGCCAUGAUAUCAAAUUUCAAGUACAAAAAUCUUGAAGCUGCUUUCAGAACAAUAGCCAGAGAGAACGAGGUAGCGACCUCGCUUUUAAAGCUUUACGAGCAGAAAUGCCAAAGCCUUACAAGGCGACGAAAUGAAGUCGAAGAAGAAAUUCAAAAAAUGGUGGAGAAACUGACAUCACUUGGAGCAAAACUGAACGAAUGCUCCCGUGAUCGACAGGAAGCCAUGCUGGAGGUCGAAGCAAUACGGCAGAAGCUGGCCGCAGUGGAGGAGCAAAACUACCGAAUUUUGCAACAAAAGGACGCCGAAAUUCAACAUCUUCAAAAUUGCUUGCUUUCAAUGCCGCGAGUCGAAACACCAAUCUCCCCUUCGUCCUCUAAUAACCUUGAAUUCCGCGAAUACUCUUUUGAGGAAAUAAAAGCAGCAACCUGCGAUUUCUCCGACAAUUUCAAACUCGGAGAAGGCGGCUAUGGCGAUGUGUACAGAGGCAAAAUAAAACAAACAGCUGUUGCAGUCAAAAUCCUCAGGGAGAACGGUUUGCAGGGUCGGCAGGAGUUCCAAAGCGAGAUCGAUAAUUUCAAAGAAAUCCGGCAUCCGCAUUUGAUAGGGAUUGUGGGAACCUGUUCCGAGCGAGGUUGUAUAAUAUACGAAUAUAUGUCCAACGGAAGCCUUGCGGAUCAUCUCAGCUGCAAAGAUGCCUUUCCACCGCUCCCUUGGAACGCCAGAUUUCGUAUUGCCGCCGAAGUAUGCUCAGCUUUACAAUAUCUGCACAGUUUAAGGCCGGAUCCGAUCGUCCACGGCAAUCUGAAACCCCAAAAUAUACUCCUUGACGAGAAUUAUAGAAGCAAAAUAGGCGACUUCGGUCUGUCUCCUCUUCUGCUAAAAGAUCUGCACUCAGAAUCGGAGCCAAAAGGCACAUUUUUGUAUAUGGAUCCGGAAUACCUGACAAGCGGUGAAUACUCUACCAAGUCUGAUGUUUACAGCCUCGGAAUCGUCCUUCUAGAGCUUCUCACCGGAAAACCGGCACUAGGACUCGUCAAAGAGGUGGAACGUGCCGUACAAAGUGCACAUUUUGAGAGAAUUUUGGAUCCUUCAGCCGGUGAUUGGCCAUUUGCGGAGGCUACUCAAAUGGCUUAUCUUGCCCUAGAUUGCACGGAUCCGGAAAGAAAAAAGAGGCCCGACCUUCAACCGACUGUGAUGAAAAUGCUGAACCAUAUUCGUAACAUGUUCGCUGCGACAAAUCUUGGCAGACUUGUUGAAAGUGGGCAAAAAUGGGAGCCAGCGAGUGAAGAAAUACAUGUUCCCAGCUAUUUCCUCUGUCCAAUCUUCCAGGAGAUUAUGCAGGAUCCUUACAUUGCUGCGGACGGCUUUACAUACGAGAAGGAGGCGAUCCAAGGAUGGUUUGAUUGUGGACAUGAUACAUCUCCCAUGACAAAUGAAAAACCUGUGAGCAAGAAUCUGAUCGCAAACUUUUCUCUGAGGUCAGCCAUUCGACAGUGGCAGGAAAGAGGCGAUAUCGUGGAAAUUUAA
This is a messenger RNA of Cryptomeria japonica (Japanese cedar), 1731 nucleotides long. RefSeq names its product U-box domain-containing protein 70-like. Gene Ontology annotation, biological process: protein phosphorylation; protein ubiquitination. The transcript is spliced from 5 exons. Gene Ontology annotation, molecular function: ubiquitin-protein transferase activity; ATP binding; protein kinase activity. The coding region runs from base 1 to 1731 and encodes 576 amino acids. Lineage: Eukaryota; Viridiplantae; Streptophyta; Pinopsida; Cupressales; Cupressaceae. The record is from RefSeq and is a predicted model, not a curated record.